This is a messenger RNA of Cydia fagiglandana, 1979 nucleotides long. RefSeq names its product peroxidase-like. The transcript has 13 exons. Bases 1 to 1923 code for a protein of 640 amino acids. Gene Ontology annotation, biological process: response to oxidative stress. Gene Ontology annotation, molecular function: heme binding; peroxidase activity. The record is from RefSeq and is a predicted model, not a curated record. Lineage: Eukaryota; Metazoa; Arthropoda; Insecta; Lepidoptera; Tortricidae.
AUGAUUGUGAGAGUGAUAGAAGGAGCGUUGUAUGACACGUUCACUGGGGAGCGCGUGACGCCGCAGAGAGAGGCGGACGUGAGGAGAUUGAACCUUAUACCUUGGUGCGCCUUAGAAGUGGCCGACUGUCAGCCCGACGAGCGCCGGCGCAUGGACUACUCGUGCAACAACCCCCGCCACCCCCCUCGAGGGGCCACCCUCACCCCCUACUACCGACUACUACCCCCUGUGUUUGGGAGGAACUAUACAGCUCGCCCUGCGAAGGACGGGGCAGAUCUGCCUCUUGUUAGAGACAUCAGGGUGGCAAUAAUGUCCGACGGACGUCGCUCCAGCGAGCACUACACGCAGCUCACGUCGCAUUUAGGCGUAUUCCUCACCGGCGACGUGUCGUCUCUCCACGACACCGUCAACUAUGUCAUAUUCACUACGGACUGCUGCACGCCGGCGGGAGCGGUAGACCCGCGGUGUAUCCCGAUCAGAGUGGCGAACGACGACGUACAUUUGCGAAGAAGCAACGUCCGUUGCCUGAAUCUGACCGCACCCAUCACAUACCAGAUGUUAGGGUGUGCGCCAGCGAGCUUGCCACCUUCUAGGAUAAACACAUCCCCUCCAUUGAUAGACCUCUCCAUAAUGUACGGCAACAACGAAGCGGAUAUGCGCAAGGGCAAGGCGGGGGUCGGGGGCCGAAUACAGACGGAGCUCCUGAAGGGCAAGGAGUGGCCCCCCAGCGGGGCCCCCGUGUGCCUGCUCAACAAACCACAGCUGGGAGAGACCAGAUGCCACAACUCGGCCAACCUAGCCAUCAACGCGAUCCUUGGCGUAAAUCUCUUCGGCCUCUGGUUCAUACGGAACCACAACCAGAUCGCCAGACGCCUGGAAGAGCUGAAUCCCUGCUGGAGCGACGACCAGCUGUUCGCUGAAGCAAGAGACGUGAACAUCGCUAUAUGGCAGCAGAUCAUUUUUUAUGAGCUCAUGCCUUCUCUCAUGGGAUACGACUUCUUGCUGAAGCAGGGUGUGAUCUUCAACACGUACGGCCAUGUUGACGACUAUGACGAGGAGUUGGAGCCAGGAUUGAGCAUAGAGUUCGUGAUGGCGUACCGAUGGUUCCACACCAUGCAAGAAGGGCGGCUCAGGAUGUACGACAACAGCGGGAGGGUAGUAGACGAGAGGAACAUAGUAGACUAUACUCUGAGGACAGGCGCUCUGCCGGUGAACGAUACUAUAGACAAGGUCACGCAGGGCGCCUUCAGGCAGCCUGCCGCCGACGCGGAUUAUAUCGUGGAUCCAGAUGUGGGUGAAAGAAUCCUCGGCGACCUACAAUUCGCGUCCGACGUAGUAUCCUCGGACAUAAUGAAAGGCCGCGCCUUGGGGCUGCCCAGUUACAACGAGUACCGUCGGCUCUGCGGUCUGCACACUGCUAAGGACUUCGAUGAUUUGAGACAUUGGAUGAAGGAGGAGCAAGUGUCAUCGCUACAAACAUCAUACCGCGACGUGGACGACAUAGAUCUACACGCGGGCAUGAUCUCAGAGCAGGCCAUGCCUGGCGCCGCCGUCGGGCCCACUCUGGCCUGCAUCAUGGUGUUGCAGAUGAAACGGUGGCGGACUUCAGACCGGUUCUGGUACGAGAAUUCGGUGCAUCCCGGAUCGUUCACAGAAGAGCAAUUGUUCGAAAUCCGAAAGUCCCGGAUGUCGCGGUUGCUAUGCGACCACGGAGAGGGAGUAGACAGCAUACAGCCGUACUCCUUCUUGAUACCAAGCCCAGGAAAUGAUAUCGUGGAGUGCUCCGUGAUACCAGCGAUGAGCAUGUACCCUUGGAAGGACGAUGCCUGUUCUACGGAAAAACAAUUGAACGAAGAGAAGACGGAAAAAGGAUAUUAUAGCCAGUUUAGUGAUUAUUUACAAAAGCUGUUUUUACAGACAUAGAUGGGGGCAUUUUCAUUUAAAAGUGUAAUAUUAACUUUUUCUGAAAACCACUAGGA